AUGAAUAUUUUUCUUUUUAAAAAGUUCACCUUAGUUAUAUUUUUUACAUUGACAUAUAACUCAUUUUAUGCGAAGAAGUUGACCAGGGUGAACAACCAUACCAAUUACAUUUCAGCAUCCAAUUCCAACAAUGAGAGUCAAUUAGCUAGCCAUAACAGGAAAUAUUUUUUUCUGUUAAAUAAUGGGGAAUUUGUAGGAAGUCGAAAAAGUAGAUGGAAAGGUGGUUCCCACAUGGGAACCUUAGGGUCAAGUGAUGUUUCAACUCAUAAUACUUCCUUGAAUUUUCCAAAAAAUACCACAGACAUGUUCAAAAUAAAUGAUCCAACGUCUCUAAUCGGAGGGCAUGUAACCAUCUGUAAUGGGACAUUCAAACAAUGCAAGGGGGUUAUUCUGGAUUUGAAGCAAACAGAAAAAUUUGAGUAUGAACUCCUGGUAGUAAUCAAUAGAGACGAAUCGAUGAAGUAUCCCAAGAACAUUUUAAACAAAUUUGGGAAAAGCUACUGGUUUAAUAUUAACGAUGUUCAAAUCGAGAAAGUGAAGGAUUUGUUUUUUCACAAAUAUGAAAAUUUUUAUGAUAAAAAAGAACGUGCAUUGGAUGAGGACUUUAAGGAUGUGCGCGAGAUUAAGGAGCGAUUUGGUGAACUGGAUGUGGCCCUCCGAGGGGUGGAAGCUGAGAUGAAAAGUGAGUUCAGUAGUGAAUUGGGUAGUAAAGUAGAAACAGAGUUGAGCACCGAAUUUGGUAGCAAAAUGGAAGCCAAGUUGGAUUGCGCACUGGACAGCAAAGUGGAAACCGAGAUGGAUAGCGCACUGGACAGCAAAAUGGAAGCCAAGUUGGAUUGCGCACUGGACAGCAAAGUAGAAACCGAGAUGGAUAGCGAACUGGGAAGCAAAGUAGAAACCGAGAUGGAUAGCGAACUGGGAAGCAAAGUAGAAACCGAGAUGUGGGGGGAAGAAACCCGAGGGAUGGCAUCACACGACCCACGUGAGCUGAUCGGGAUGCAAGAAAACUAUUUUAGGGGGAGGAAGGGAAGGCGACGAAGUAUUUUUUGUCACGAAGUUGUAAAAAAAAUCGAAAAAAAUUAUUUUUAUGAAGAUCUUCUAAACCUGUACAAGGAAAAGAGACACUUAUCAAAUAUAGUGGUGUGUUUUUACAUACUAAAGCAACUCGUUCGAAUUUACAAUUUUGAAAGUGACAACGAAAAUUGGAGAAAUUUGUUUUUAAAAAAUGUGAUUCGUAGCAACAUAUUUGAAUUAAUUUUAACAGAUGUUAAGGAAUUUUUGGAAAAAAAAGAAAUAUAUCGAGUGGUUGACAAAACAUGGCUUCUAUGGAUUUUAGUGAAGUUGAAUAUACAUAAGGAAGAAAGAUACAAACCUAUUUUUGAAGAAAUUUUAAACUGCCUUGUUAAAUAUUUUAAUUAUGACAUUUUAAAAAAAUUAAAUACGAAAACUAUGUGUGCAAUUUUGUGGAGUUUAUCAAAAUGUUCCUAUGUAAAUCCAAAAGUGUACAAAAAAAUUAUAUAUUUUUUAGAGAAAUACAUAUCUGUUUUGUCAUGUCAAGAUAUGUCCAAUAUAUACUACUCAUUAGCUUUGAUAAAUUACAAAAGUGAUGAAAACUUUUUCAAUUUAAUUGAUCAAGAAAUAAACAAGAAUAUAAACAAAUUUUCAUUACAAAGUCUUAUAAAUAUACUAUGGGGUAUGACCAAACUGAAAAGAAACAAUUCCAUCUUCUCAGUGGUAAAGGACAAGUUGUUAUUUCAUUCAUCAAAUAUGGAUAUAAGAAACAUGAGUUUAUUUUUAUGGUGCUUAAAUAAAAAUCAGUAUUAUCAUGUUAAUGUAAAUUUCAAGGGGAAAUCUUUUCAAAAUUUAAACAUAAAACAAGCUAUGCAAUUGUUAAUGUUUUUUAAUUACAAUAAAGAAAAAUAUGUAGAAUAUUUCAAGUAUGUUUUAAAUUUCCUGUUUGAAAAUAUCUCCAAAUUGACAAAUCAAGAAAUUUCCUUCCUUACAUACUCUUUGUCAAAAUUAAACUUGCUUAAAAAAAAAUGCUUUUUGAAAAUUAGAAAAUAUAUAUUAGCAAGAGAUUAUAGGACAUUCAAUUUGAUAGACCUUAACAUGAUACUUCAUUCUAUGAACACUAGCAACAUAUAUGAUAAAAUUCUUAUGAAUUACUUGUUCCAUGCCAUAAGGGACAUUUUAACAUCUACAAUCACAAACAACACUUUAACAAAAACCAGUGUCUUACACAAUCCGAAUGAAAAUGACAACAGCACAGAAAUGACAAAAAUGACAGAAAUUAAAUCAUCGCUAAGUAGUGAGGGAGGCACCAUAGAUUGCACAAAUUUUAAUUAUAUAAUAAAAAAUUUGUCCGAGAUGAAAAUAUUUGACCAAAGUAUCAUCUUGAAAUAUGCUCUCUUUUUUUCUCUCAACAUUAUACACAUAAGCGUUGAUCAAAUUAGUGACUACCUGUUUUACACAAUAUCGUUAAGCCCACCUGGGGGCCAAAAUGAGAAGAUGGAAAAAUUGGAAAAUAACAAAACAAAAAUGAACGUCCACUCGAAGAACCAAGUGAGCACCAUUUCCCCCUCUCCUUUUUCGCGUGACCAAAAAAUUGCAAAAUUAGUAAUGACCAAUAAUGAACUAAAGCUGAAGAACGCCAAUUUUGAAAAAAUCUACCAACAUUAUUUAAGCAAAAUCAUUCAAUUUUUAAAAGGAAAAUUAUCUCAUUUUGAUGCGCAUGCAUUUCUUACCUAUCUGGAGGAACAGAAUAACGGAAAAAAACAAAAUGGAGAAGAUGACGAAAAAUCAAAAAGCAAAAUUGACACUUUUGUAUUCAACUACCAAACGGAGAAGAAACAUGAACAUGUAAAAAAAUUGAACGAACUAAUUUUAGAAAAAACCACAAACAAUAAUUCCAGUACAACUAUUCUGGAAAGCCUAAUUUCAGAUAAAGAAUUCUCCUCAUUUGUAAAUCAACAGAAAAGUGAUGAGGAGGAAGAAAAAAAAAAAAAAAAAAAAAAAACAUUCUUAUACAUAUCCCUCAAUUCGCUUUUUCAUCUAUUUUAUUCCCUUGCUUCGUUGAACGAAUUUGAUAAGAACCAAAUUGAUUUUUACUUUGACAAUUUAUACACUGUUGUAGAGAAAAAGAAAAGUGAAAUAACUGCCUAUCAAUGGUUGCUCAUAAAGGAUAUUGUUAAUAUGGUUCAGCUAAAGAAGAAAACACAUUGGGAAAUUCUCCUCGAUAAUGUAAAUACCUAUGUUAGCAACACAGAGCAUGAGUCAAGUGCCAGGUUUGAAACCAUCAAAAUUGAAAUAUAG
Messenger RNA from Plasmodium gonderi, 3312 nucleotides. RefSeq lists its product as hypothetical. The record is from RefSeq and is a predicted model, not a curated record. The transcript has a single exon. Bases 1 to 3312 code for a protein of 1103 amino acids. NCBI's taxonomy places the organism in Eukaryota, Apicomplexa, Aconoidasida, Haemosporida, Plasmodiidae.